AUGUCAGAUCGCCAAGACCCUGCGAUCUCUGCUGAACUUAAGGAAUGGCUUUUCUCAACUAUCGCAGAGUCCAUUCCUAAGGCUCUGGCAGCCUACCAUGAACGUAAUCCAGAGGUACACCCCUCUACACAACAGCCCUCUGACUCUGAGGACUCCCAUAUCUCCGACCAAGAUAGCGCCCCGCGCAAAAGACCCUGGAAAGGGAAUAGCGCUACUGCGGGCAAGGGCAAAGCUCCUGCUAAGGUCAUUAAACAUGCUAAGCCCUAUGUUUCACAGGAUGUUACAGACCCUCUAGAGGGUUCUACUUCACGUUUAUCUGGCCAUAUUCUAAGUGACUAUGACCCCAAUUACUCUGAUGAGGAUCCCAUGGUGAAUGUGCCCCAGGAUUCCUCAACAUCGGAGUUCGUGAAAGAAACUUUCCUAAAUCAAGAUCACAAGAGUAAGGUACCUGAAUCAGACACCCUCCUGGAUGCUUCAGGCCUUCCACUUUUUGACCCAAGGGUGAUACGCCACCCACGCUCAGCAGAAUGGGCUCCCCCAGAUCAUAUUGCUAAUUUCUGUAAACUGUGGCUUCGCAAGCCCCUCGAAAAAGAAAUCAGAAACAAACUAAGGGCUGAAUGCCCGAGACCUACUAUCCCAGGCAAAGUUGCCUCUACCCCUGAAUUUGACCCCAUGUUGGUCACCUAUUUAACAAAAUCUGGUAAAGACCCUCGGAAGGGUAUUGAACAGGGUUUGAAAGCAACCCAAGACAAAUUAUUGGACAUUUCAGGUCCUAUCAUACAAAUAUUUAUACUCGCAGAUGAGGCACUCACCAGCGGUGAAUUAGACCCGCAUAUUAUAAGAGAAUGGGCGCAGAGAGCCCUUUGCCUUCUGGGCAACGCCAAUACGGCUAUUUCAAUUGAGAGACGCAAAGCGACACUGUACAAAAUCGAUGCCAAACUAGUGGAUUUGAGCACUAAAGAACUAGGCCCAGAGGCCGAUGGUCUUUUAUUUGGUAACAGUUUCAUGCGAGACCUCUCCAAGCAUGUCUCAGUUUUUACCACACUCAAUAAAGCCCAAUCCUCCCUACGUAGGGUGUUCCGUCCCACUUUUCAAAAUCGUUUUUCUGGGAGAGCUGGUCGCUCAAGGGGCCGAGCUACCAGUAGAGCAGCCUUUUCAGGCUACAGGCCCCGACCCACAGAGUAUUGGUCCACGGGAUACUCACGACCCUACCACAGGCAGCUGUUCAACACCAGAGGCUCAAUUCGAGGACGUGGCUCUGCAUCCCUACGCGGACGCACUGCUUCAGGUAAUGGACCUUGCUUAUUUAAAAACUGUAUCAAUCGCAGGUCGAUUAACAUUCUUUUUCCCACAGUGGAAACUUCUUUCUCAGGAUCUUUGGAUCCUUCAUACAGUCACAGGUUUCAAAAUAGAUUUUAUCACACAUCCAGUUCAAUAUUCUCAUCCGACACCCUUAGGGAUGUCAAAGGCAGAUACUCUAACCUUGAACACAGAACUGACAAAAUUGUUACACAAAGGGGCGAUCGAACCUUCGCCUUUCCCUUGCACCUUCCUCAGCAAUAUAUUUCUGGUUCGGAAAAAAACGGGGGACCACCGUCCCAUUAUCAACCUCAAGGCGUUGAAUCACUUUAUCACAUACCGUCAUUUCAAGAUGGAAGGUAUCCAUCUUCUCAGGGACUUGCUCUGCAUGGGAGACUGGUUCUCCAGAUUCGACCUCAAAGAUGCUUAUCUGACGGUCCCUGUAGCACCAAGUCACCGUGCCUUCCUCCAAUUCCGUUGGCAGGGCGACAUUUGGCAGUUCACCUGCCUCCCUUUUGGACUUUGUUCUGCUCCAUGGUGUUUCACCAAGUUGAUGAAACCAGUCAUGGCGCUCCUUCGUUCUCAGGGCAUACGUUCAAUUAUAUAUUUGGACGAUAUCCUGAUCAUGGCACAAGAUCAGCAAUUACUUCGCACACACACACACAUGACCUCUGCCCUCCUUCAAAACCUAGGUUUUGUCAUAAAUUACCAGAAAUCAGACCUGGUACCUUCUCAAAUAGUCCAAUUUUUGGGUUUUCAGAUAGAUUCAGUUCAAGCAACUCUACAAUUACCCUACUCCAAAAUCAAAAACAUAAAGCGAGAGAUUCAAAAAUUACUCAAGUCACAACGACCUCGACUCCGCGACCUAGCACACGUGUUGGGUCUUCUGUCUGCAUCAAUUCAGGCUAUUUUUCCAGGGCCCUUGCAUUACAGAGCAAUGCAACGGCUGAAAACCUCCUAUUUACAUCGCUCGACCUCCUACGACCAAUUCAUUUCCCUAACGGACGAAGUUCUUAUCGAACUUCACUGGUGGCUUCGCAAUAUGGAAGCCUGGAAUGGGAAAGCGAUUUUCGGAUCUCAACCAGAUUUUAUUCUGGAAUCCGAUGCCAGCCUACUCGGUUGGGGCGCUACAUGCGCCCAAUCAUACACAGGAGGUCUCUGGUCCCCGUCGGAACGAGCACUUCACAUAAAUUGUCUCGAGCUCAUUGCCGGAUCCUUCGCGAUCCGCAGCUUUGCCAAAGAAGCCUCCAACUGCUCUCUGGUACUUCGGAUGGACAACAUCUCCGCAGUACGAUAUGUAAACCGUCUCGGAGGGUCCAAAUCGAAACUACUAUCAGACCUCACCAAGGAUCUGUAUCAGUUUUGCUUAGACAGGAAUCUGUCUAUUCGGGCCGAGUAUCUCCCAGGACCCGACAAUUUAGUCGCGGACUGGUUCUCACGUCACUGGAGGGAUGCCAGCGAUUGGCAAUUAGAUCCUCUUCUAUUUCACCACAUUCACCUAUUGCGGGGACCGCUCACUCUCGACCUCUUCGCGUCUCGGCUGAAUCGUCAAACAGACGAUUAUUUCAGCUGCUUACCAGACCCUCUAUCCCUAGCUGUCGACGCUUUUCUCCAACAUUGGCCACGGGACGGAGCCUAUGCCUUCCCUCCCUUCUCCAUGAUUCAACGUACUCUCCACCAGGUCAAAUCACAGAGGGUCAAGAUUGUGAUAGUUACCCCUCUAUGGCGGGCCCAGACGUGGUUCCCCACUCUUCUGGAGCUUUCCACAGACUACCCCAUCAUUCUACCUCGCUCACAUCGGGUUCUCAAGAACUCAACGGGCGACUACCAUCCACUAGCUCUACAGGGCCACCUUCAGUUAGUGGCCUGGACAGUUUCAGGGGUGCUUGGCAUGUCGCAGGACUUUCAAGCACUGCUCAAACACUCCUAUGGGAUUCAUGGGCACCAGGAACCAGGCGCACCUAUCUCGCCGCAUGGCGAGUUUGGGUCAGCUGGUGUCUGGAGAGGGAUUUCGAUCCCUCUUCAACAUCUCUCUCAUCCAUUCUAAAUUUUCUAUCAUCCCUUUUCGAUCAGGGUAAAUCAUACCGAUCAAUUAAUGUUUUUCGUUCCGCCAUUUCGGCGGGACAUGACCCUAUUGAUAAUUCCUUAGUUGGGAAACAUCCUUCUGUGUGCAGACUUUUACGAGGCAUUCGUUUGACAAGGCCACCUUCUGCCAAAUACUUUGGCUUCUGGGACAUAUCUCGAGUCUUCGCAUUGUUAGAGUCCUGGCCUCCUAACGAGGCCUUAUCCCUUCGACAACUCUCUGCAAAAUUGGCCCUGCUACUGUGCCUGGUGUCAUUCCGCAGAGUUUCUGACGUUCACGCUUUUGAUUCACACGCUGUCUCCUUCACACCAGAAGGGGUCCGAUUUACGAUUACUAGGCGCACUAAGACGAAUUCCUCGUCUGUUUUUUAUCCAUACUUUCCCGACAGGCCAGCCCUCUGUGUGGCUCUGUGUACUCGUUGUUACACAGAGGCAACUGCCGCCCUACGUUCUCCUACCGGUCCCCUUUUCAUCUCUUAUGUCAGACCUCACAAACCGGUCUCUUCCCCCACUAUCGCUCGCUGGAUAAGAUGGUUACUUAUCCAAGCGGGAAUCGAUAGAUCAUUUGGGGCCCAUUCCGUUAGGGGAGCGGCCGCAUCCUCUGCAUUUACGGGCCGGCAGUUCAUUAGCGGAUAUUUUGUCCUGCGCAGAUUGGUCAAGGGAAUCUACCUUUCUGACUUUUUAUUUUAAACCAACACAAACACAUGCGGCUUGUUCUAUUAUUCGAGAGCGUUAAAACAGCAAAUAUGAAGCCUCCUGUCUUGCCAUAAAAUUAGGGAUUAUUCUAGCUUUUAGUGAACGAAUAAUCUGAAUUUUAUUAAAGACAGGAGGCGAAUAUUUUCCCUCCCUUCGUUCAUUCCGGAACCCACCCUCGAGGUAAGUCUCAUACUCAAUGAUUAAUGUAUGAUACCAUUAUUUACAUACAAACCUGCUAUAUACGAUUUGCUCACCUUGUGGUUAUACACCUAUCUCAUAGAGUACUGAUAGAUCUUUAUAAUCUUGAUUAUUCUGCCAAUUCGUAUGAACUAUAAUUGGAAAUAGGGGAUUCAACUAUAUAUAUAUAUUUUUUCUCUUGUCCGAGAAACCUUACUUUCACGAAGUCUCUUUUUCUUUUAGUGUGAAGAUCUCAAGUUUAUUCGUUCAACUUUCCGUUUACAUGGUUGACUUCAUCUCGAGUUUCGGCUUCGGGAACUGUUCCGGUUAAAGUUUACAUGGUUGACUUUGCUACUGACUGGCAACAUCAAGAAAGAGGAAGUGGGAGGAGUUUGAUGACACUAUAUUGUAGUUGAGAUAUGUUAUGAUUGGUUGAUUUUUCCAUACAACAUUGUUAACCAUUUCUUUGCUGCUGGGAGUUACAGUAAAGAAAGAUAAGCAAAUAUUCGCCUCCUGUCUUUAAUAAAAUUCAGAUUAUUCGUUCACUAAAAGCUAGAAUAAUCCCUAAUUAGAUUUAUGAUUGACAUAAAAUAUCUUGUGCUUGUCAAUAAGGUCUGCAAUGUUCCUUUAUUUGAUAUUGGCAAAAAACAUUAAGUUUAGGCAACAAGACUUGCCUCUGUAACCAAACAACAGAUCUGACUGGACAUCUAAUUUAAAAAAUUUUUUUUUUGAUUUUAGCUUUCCUUAAGGAUUAAACUAAUUUGCAUCCCAUGUAAAAUGUUACCGUGAAGGAAAAAAAUUUUUUUAUAAAUAAACAACAGCAUCCAUCAUACUUUACACAUUAGAAAUAAAUAUUUGGAAAUACAUACGUAAGCUGAAAAAAUACAUCUUCAUCCACAAACCCAAAGGUUUCAUGGAGCUUGGUCACAACGCCCGUGAAAACACGCUGCUUCUGUGUCUGAGUCUGCUGCUGGCUGGAUCGUGGUGUUGGGUAUGAAACAGUUAUCUGUGCAGCCUGUUGGGGAGUGGACAACGCAAGGCUCGUAGGUAGGGUCACAGUCUGCUACAAAACAGAGUAGAUUGUGCUCUUUAACGUAAUCUAAAAAAAACCCUGUUAUUGAUAACUCAAGGUUUAAACAUAUAAUGGCAAGAAAUUGAAACUCCCAUUCUUAUUCUUGGGACCAUCGAAUAAAUCCCAGAGAUCUCAUGUCUAAGGGUAAAAAAAUAAAUAAAAUAAAAAAGUAAUGCAGAAAUACCGGUAUCCAAAGUUUAACAUUUCCUCCCCCCCACCCCCCCACCCCACUAGAGUGGAAACAAUGGAGGAAUGACAAAUUUACAGCAAAAUAACCAAACCUGAGAAACUCUUCAACUCUCCAUAACUUUUUUAUUUUUUUAUUUUUUAUUAUUAAAGUGAGUAUUGUCAGGAAUUUAAAGGGAAAUUCUCAUUUAUGGCAAAGUAGCCAAACUAGAAUAUCUGAAUUCCAGUUUGGCUAUUCUUACUUUAGUAAAUAACCCUGUCUCUCUUAUAUCCCCUUAUUUAAUUUACGCUCUUAUCAAUGUUCCAGAAAAUGGGUUAUCUAAAUGCAUUUGUUAUUUCCGACACUACCCACGCACCUCUUAAUCUUAUUCAUUACACUGUGACUGUAUGGAGUGUUUGUAAAGAUCCCUGAGUUUUACAAAUUAAUAAUAACACACGUUUUGUUUCACUGUGAUACAACAAUGACAACACAAAACACAUUUUGUAUGCCCAUCAUCUCCAGCCCUUCAGUGGCCCACAUACCGCCCAUCUCAUAUCCAUCCAUGCUAGAAUUGCACUAUUGUUUGUCAAAGCGAUACUCUUAUUGUAUUCCCCAGGUGAUCUCACAUCCAUCCUUGCUAGACCUGCAUUACUAUUCAUUAAAGCAAAAAUGUGAUUGUAUUCCCUAGUUGUAUCAAACAUAGAGAGAGGCAGGUAAUGCAGAACUCUAAUGGAAUGCAAGACCUGAUCUGAAACCCAUUGAGAACCUGUGGUCCAUCAUCAAAUGUGAGAUUUACAAGGAGGGAAAACAGUACACCCCUCUGAACAGUGUCUGGGAGGCUGUGGUUGCUGCUGCACGCAAUGUUGAUGGUGAACAGAUCAAAACACUGACAGAAUCCAUGGAUGGCAGGCUUUUGAGUGUCCUUGCAAAGAAAGGUGGCUAUAUUGGUCACUGAUUUGUUUUUGUUUUGUUUUUGAAUGUCAGAAAUGUAUAUUUGUGAAUGUUGAGAUGUUUUAUUGGUUUCACUGGUAAUAAUAAAUAAUUGAAAUGGGUAUAUAUUUGUUUUUUGUUAAGUUACCUAAUAAUUAUGCACAGUAAUAGUCACCUGCACACACAGAUAUCCCCCUAACAUAGCUAUAACUAAAAACAAACUAAAAACUACUUCCAAAAAUAUUCAGCUUUGAUAUUAAUGAGUUUUUGGGUUCAUUGAGAACAUGGUUGUUGUUCAAUAAUAAAAUUAAUCCUCAAAAAUACAACUUGCCUAAUAAUUCUGCACUCCCUGUAUAUUGGUACACAUACAUACUGACACACAACAACACAGUUGUUGUAACUUUUCAGUAUUUUUUUUAAAUUUCAUUUGUGCAUUGAACUAAAUAAAAGAAUGUAUUCAGAAUAUGAAUCUAAUUGCCCUAUCAGUCACAAAACACAAGCCAUAAACCAAAAUAUAAAUUUCAGUAAGUAUUAAUCCAAAAUAUUUUCCAUUUCUAUUGUUUUUAUGUACAGUUGUUCCAUUUUUCUCCUGACAGAAUGCCCGAUACGUGUGGAAUAAAGAAGAGUUUGACUUAGUGGAUGAAAGUACCACAGAUUACCUUAUGGGUAAUAUAUCCAUGAUAUAUUUUUUAUGAUUACUUUUCAUGCUAUUGGCAAUUAUACAAAUUGACUAAUAAACAGAAAACCUACAUGAUAAUAACAUGUAACAAUAACAAUUAUUACUGCUGAAGGUUCAUAUGUAUUAAACACCUAGUAAAUUCACCCACUACAUUUCAGUGGAGUAGUUUGGGUGCAAUGCAGUGGUGGAACUAAUGUAGAGAUAUUUUUUGUGUGCUCCCCCUAGCGCAAGAAUGGCCAAAAGGUAGAUCCCCAUCUGUCGUACAACUCCCACGGAGUUAUGCCAACUGGAAAUCUACAUUUGCCCAUUCUUCAGGGUUGUAUUUAUGAGCAGUGUUUGUGUGUUUAAAUAUAAUCAUGUUUUUGUAUGGAGUAUGUGUGCAUGCAUGUAGGGAUGUAUUUGUAUGUACUGCUGUCACUGGAAUUCAGUGGUGUACUUCUAUGUAAUGUUUUUCUUUGAAAGCAGAGGUGUGUUUGUAUGUAGUGUUAGCUUUAAAAUGCAGGUGCAAUUUUGAGUGUAAUGUUGUUUCGUUGAAGGGGAAUCUGUAUAUAGUUUUGGCAUUUUAAUAUAGGGGUGUGUUUGAAUGUAGUCUUGGCGUUUGCUUGCUGGGAUGUAUGCACUUAUACACAUACACUGCUACAUACAUACAUACAUACAUACAUGCUUACAUACACAUUGAUACAAACAUACACUGACACAUUGACACACUCACAUACACACAAUGACAGAUGCAGAUACACACUGACACACACAGACAAAUACACUGAUAGAAUGACACAUAAACACUCAGAUACACACACAGAUAAACACUGACACAUACAAACACACAGAGAAACACAAACUCACACACACACUGACAGAUACACUCAGACACAGAUACACACUCACAGAUACACACUCAGACACAGAUACACACACUGACACAUAGACACUCGACACACACACGCAUGUAAUAAUUUUCAUAUUUUAGCCAACCCCAUAUUAACAUACUUUUAAGAGCAUGUCCCCUGGGGACCUGCUGCUGUCUGGGUCUGAUAGGAGUGUGGAUCUGGAUGUCUGCAGGCAUGUUUAGGUCUUUGAAGGCAGUGUGUGCAGCUGCAGCAAGGGAGUCUUGGUGCUGGAAUGAAGUAAGUAAUUGUUAUUUAACUUUAAAAGUUUAGCAAUAGAAGGGAACCUAUAAUUAUUUUCCCUUUAACACAAGAUUCACUGGAGAAAACUAGUUGCGCUUGGACUCAGUAGCAGGUUCAGCGCCUACCAUAGCAGUCAGUAUGAACAAAUAAAGAAAAUUAGUUUCCAACACACACCAACAUUAAAACUUCAGAAAGUACCUUUAUGGUUUGAUCAGGACAUUCAGCCUGGACACAGCAUGGAGAGCAGAUGGCGCUAACGCGUUUUGUGGCACUUUAGAGACUUGCUGAAAUGACACUAAGGCACAAAACGCGUUGGCGCCAUCUGUCUGUGCUCCACUCUAUGCUGUGUUCCAGCUGACUGAAAGCCUUGAUCACGCAAUAAAGACACUUUUUGACAUUUUAAUGCUGGUAUAAGUUGGAAACUUUCUUUUAAUAAUUUGUUCAUACUCACAAUAAUAUGUGAGAUACAAUUGGAAUGUUUAUCACUCAACAUAUUAUGUCAUGUAUUAAGCCAUGUUUCUCACAUAAUACCUUGUGUCUUGUAGGAUUAUUUGAGCCAAAGGACAUGAAUUAUGAGCUGAACCGUAAUCCUUCCUCAGACCCCUCACUCACCGAGAUGACUGAGAAGGCCAUCAAGAUCCUCAGCAAAAAUCCUAAUGGCUUUUUCCUGUUUGUAGAAGAUAAGUUUAAAUGAUAUAAUACAACAUGUUUACAUUUAUGCAUUAUAUUUGAUUGCAGUGUCAAAUAGAAUGUUUCUCUACAAGUAAAUAGUCAUCACAGGGUUAUGACUAGUCCAUGGUAUUUUUAUUGUUCUCUACACCAGUACACAUUAAAGGACCACUAUAGUGCCAGGAAAACAAACUCGUUUUACUGGCCCUAUAGGGUCUUUGGGUCCCCCUCCCGCUGGGCAGAAGGGGGAGGAAGGGGUUAAACACGUACCUUUCUCCAGCGCUGGGCUCCCUUGGCACUGGGAACUCUCCUCCCUCUUCCGACGUCAGCCGCUGAAUGUGCAUGCACGGCAAGAGCUGUGCGUGCAUUCAGUCAGUCCAUAAGAAAGCAUUUCUCAAUGCUUUCCUAUGGACGCUGGCGUCUUCUCUCUGUGAAAAUCACAAUGAGAAGCGCGGAAGCACCUCUAGCGGCUGUCAAUGAAACAACCACUAGAGGCUGGAUUAACCCUAAUGUAAACUGCUAUGUUUACAGCAGGCAGGGUUAACCCUAGAUGGACCUGGCACCCAGACCACUUCAUUGAGCUGAAGUGGUCUGGGUGCCUAUAGUGGUCCUUUAAGGUAAAUUUGUACUGACCAACAAACUGUUUAAGCUGUACUGAUGGAUAUCCACCAAAACAUGCAUUGGAUUUGAAUUGUUGAUGUUAAAUUGGUGCAUUAUAAAUGCAGUUUGACAUGGAAUUUUUAAAGAAUCAGUAAUAAGACAAAGAGGUAUCUCAAAUAGUAUAUGUUCUUACUGCCCAUUUGCUUAAUUUCUUAGAAUAUUCUUAAUGUUAGCCUGACUUUAAGUAUUUCUUCUGGUUAUAGUUAUCAACCUUUAGAGUUACUAUCUUUGUUUACAUAUAUGUUUGGAGACUCAACAUAUUGCACGGGAAAAUAUAACUUGAUGACUAUCUAUCAGUUAUAUGUGCAAACACUCAGCAAUAUGCAAUACUCCCCCCAAAAUUCAUUUAAGAUUAGAUGGAACUUGGGGUUAGGUUAUAUGUGCCUUCAAAACGUAGUGUGCUGCAACGCUAUUCUCAACCAGCUGAAGCAUCUUUAAGGUGGUCUUCUUUUAAACUUAAAAAUCCAUAACUCUAAAGCACUGUAUGUCCCAUGCUGUAAUGAACCCUGCCAUAAUAAAUAGUGCUGCAAUACAACCACAUUAUUUUCAGUAGUGGACUUUCUGAUGCAAGCAUUUUCAAAAUAAAUGAAGACGGUGAUUGAGAUCAUUGUGUUCCUCAGAUUUCAGUGUCUAAUACUUGUAUGUUUUGUUCAUAAUCCUACAAACCUCCGUACUUGAUGGUAUAAGUACUGUUUCUUAUAUCACCAGCUUUCUUUCCGCCUCCCCAUUUUUUCUAUUUUUAGUAAGACAAUAAACGAUGCAGCAUUGUCAAGUAAAUUAGUUUUCAUAUUCAUAUAUCUUCCGACUUCCGGCCCUCCAAUAUUUUUGGGAUAAGUAAUCACUAUACACAGCAUAACUAAACAAUUUCUCUGACUGAGUGCCAGGAGGCCCCCGGAGUCACUCUUACCUCUAGGGGUUAAACUGCUCUUGAACAGGUGUAACACCAAAGUUUCCUCCAGCUAUGAUGAUGAAUACCACCUAGGCGGCAUCUGACUUCUGAAAGAUUCAGAUUCAGGAAGCGCAGAGUGCUGCCAUGCAGGGGCACCGCUGAUUGACUCUUAGCCAAUCAGUGACUCACAAUAUUCAUAAAACUGGCUUGGAAAUAAACGUACCACCACUAGAGGCAACUUUGGUGUUAAAUCAUUCAAGAACAGUUUAACCAAUUGAAGUAAGAGUUCCUCCGUGGCCCUCUGGCACAUAAUAACUUCAUUUGAAUUAAGGUUUUUUUGGUGCCUGGAGUGUCCCUUUAAUACGUUACGUUCUGCCUCUGUGUAAUGACCCAGUAUUGCGGUCUAUGCAUAAGAUGUUUAGUUACUCAUCAUAAAUCAACAUCACUGAGAUGUGGGAUGACUCAUUUAGCAUGUUCAAGAUAAAUCAGUAAGAUAGUACUUCUCUUGGUAUCAACAAUGAAGGCAUGAUUCAUUAUUUCAAAGAAUAGUGUUUUUAGGUUAUACAGAAUAGAUUUUCUGUGUUGCAGAUUCUCAAUUUUCAACAGUGUCACCAUUUGCAUAUCUUUCCUCUAAUAACAGAUUAUCUCAGGAGUCUAUGGAAUAGUCUACCAAGGUUUUACCCAUUUACAUACACUAAACAUGGCAUCAAUACCAUUUUUCUAGAUAAGUUCUGCUUUCUAUUUUUGCAUGAAAAUCCGGUUGAAAGUAUUUUUUUUAAAAUUAAUUUUAUAUCAGAAUUAUUUGCACUCUAAUAUGUACUUAACUUUUACCUUAUAUUGGCAUGUAUAAGCUUUAUGUCCACAACAUAUUAAAAGGCAAAAAUAUCACUUGAAGUCAAUUAUAUUUAGAAGUGAAACGUUUCAUUUAAAAAAAGUACAAAACGAAUCAAGCAAUUUUUAUACUCUGUUAUAUUAUUAUAUUUCUGUUAUAAGAAUUAUUUUGUGGCAAUUUAGUCUCAAGCACAGUUUACAAUGUAUCAUAAUGAUAGGUGGCAGAGGCUUAUAAAUGUGGGGGCGGUGGAGGGGACAACAGCAGGUUAUGUACUUCUGGCAUAGAUAACCUGCUUUUCAUAUAUCUAAUGAAUGAUAUACGUUCUUGUACUUUUUUUACGUGGUAGAAUUGACCAUGGCCACCAUGAUGGGAAUGCUAAGCAGUCGUUAACCGAGGCUGUUGAAUUGGACAAAGCAAUCCGCAGAACUGGGGAACUUACUGAUGAAAGUGAGACUCUGACUGUGGUGACAGCUGACCACUCACAUGUCUUCAGUUUUGGGGGUUAUACAGACCGUGGCAACAGCAUUCUUGGUAAGAUGGUUCCUACACUUGACACCUACAUUUUGCAAACUGUUUUUUCCACUAAAUGUAUAAUGAAUAAAAAGCUUUGUUUAAUGUUACCCAAGAAGCACUAUAGCGUUACUGCAAGGUAGAGGUGGAUUUAAAGGAGGAUUUAUUGUCAAACUCUAUAUCUUUAAAAUAGUACUUUAUGUGAUCUUCAAGGGUUUCAGAAUCAGGAAAAAAAUACUGUUAUGUGAAAUGUACAUGGGAGCCAUUGCUAACUGGUAGAAGAUAUUUUAUAUAUUAUGUUAAUAUAGACACUGAACAACACCAAGGCCAUGAGUUUGACAUCGUUAUUUAACAUACAUUUUAAAGUAUGUUCUAAGGGUGACCUUUUUUUUAAAACAUUGGGUAACUGAUAAUUAAAAAGCUAUGUAGCCCUGAUUCAUAUAGAAGAAAAUACACAAUUUUUUAAAAUUUAUUUUUUAGGUGUAGCUCCGUUAAGAGCUAAUGAUGGCAAACCCUAUACCAGUGUGGUCUAUGGCAAUGGUCCCGGGUUCAAGAUUACAAAUGGUGCACGCGAGGACAUCAGUACCGUCGAUAUAGGUAUACAACUUGUCUAAUAAAUGGAAAAAAGGGAUGUGACAAACAAAUCAAUGGAGGAAGUAGAAUAAGCUAAUGUCUUUUUCCAAAAUGUGAAACUAAUGCAUUAUAGAUACUGGUAACACCAUAACAUACCACAGAACGAGAUCUUGGAACCCAGAGAUGGUAUUAUUUUAGGGUUUAUAUUUUUAGGGCUGUGGGUAACGUGUUAGGAUAAUACAGGGGUUAAGGGGUAAGGGUUCAUAAACAACUGUCACCUUAAAACAAUUUUUCAUAUCAUAAUCCUUUCAAGUUUUCAAAUGAAUAGAUUGUUUUUAAAUUAUGUUUUAAUAGAAAAAACCCCAUCUAUUCCUUUAUUUUAUGACAGGUUCCUUCGGACAUAUACAUGCAUCUUGGGUCAGACAAUCUCUAUAGCCUUCCUUGCCUUCGGGUAGUGAGUGAAACAAGGAACAUCAUAGAGAUUAUUAAUUUUGAAACACUGUCUGACCUAUGGUCCUAUAGCUGAAGGACUCUGUCAUAUCCUUGAGCUUGGGAUAAAAAUUUUUAAUUUUUUUUUCAUAUACGCCAUUAAAAUAAUCUAUUUCCUUUCAAAACUUGAUGAAAGGAUUAUUACAGAAGUGGGGAGCCUUUUCAUGUUGGAAGGCUGCAUUCAUUUAGCUGUAAUCAAAUAAGACCACAUUCUAUUAGAUAUACUUAACAAUGCACAUUAAUUAAAAAAAAACAUGCUCGUUAUAACAAAUAAAUGAAAACUAUUUUUAUUUCAAAGUUAACUAACCUUUUAAUUAGUUCAUUGUGUCUGCUUUUUAUUGGAGAGCAUUUGAGUAUUUGGUUGCAGUUUCAUUUGAUCUUCUAGAUGGGUCAUUUGUGACCCUAAGGGUGUCUUGAUUUGGGUUAGGUAGGAGAAUGUAGAUUCACAGCAAUAUAUGGCUGAAAAGCAAGAAAGUAUUUUUUGGACAUGUUGCCGAAGGCCUGGAUAUUCUACUGCAUUUUUCCAUAUUUCAAUUAGAUCUUUUCUAGCAUCAGACUUUAAAAUGUCAUCUCCUGAGAGUUCGAUCAGUUCCAUCUGUAGUUCUUUAGGUGCCGUGGUGAUGUAAACGACGUGAGGCUGAAAUGCUAAUUUGAGUGAAACUUUCAUUGUAUUCUCCAAUUAAUAGAUCUAUAAAAGCUGCAUAUUCUUCAAACGAUUCACAUAUAUCAUCCUGCUCAUAAAUUACAUGUGCUAACUGGGGAAAAUGUUAAUCCUAAAUUUCCUUUUAAAGAAGUUUUUUUUUUUUUUUUUAUGCUUGGAUUUUGCCACAUACACACACACAUAUAUAUAUAUAUAUAUAUAUAUAUAUAUAUAUAUAUAUAUAUAUAUAAAGACUUAAUUGUGCAAAUAAAUAUUCAAGUCAUUUUGUUUUGACACAAUAUCACAGACAUGCAGCAUUCCUAUAGGAAUUCUUCACUUGCAUAUAGUUGGGAACCUGCCCAGUUGAAGAUGCAAGUACGGAGACCCUUUAUUGAGAACCUUAACAUACACUCCUCUUGUUGCCUGACAAGCGGAUAUUUUUUUUUUUAAAUUUAAUGGUUACCUAAUGCUGAGGUCUGCAAUGGCAUUAUUUAUUUAGAUUUCUGUAGUGCACUUGAACGUAUGAUUAAAUAGGUAUGUCAUGUUUUUGUGGCAUUUAUUACAACCUGACACUAAAAAUACCACGUCAAUGAUUUUCAUCUGAAGUUGGAUGCUUUCCAACAGAAGAUAUGAUAUUUGACUGUAUGGCUGCCACCUGUUCAUGUAGACCUUCAGGAGCCUUUCCUCUUUGAAAUGGGGACAUUUUGAAGCCAAGCUAGAGCAGUGGUGUAAGACACCACCUGUGAUCCAAACCUCUAUUGGAACUGGAGAUGGGAGGAAUAGUGGAAACCUUGAACAUUUGAAAUGCAAGGCUCAUGGACUGACACAUGAUGAGCCACUAUAAACAACCAAAUCCAGUUUAGUAUAGGGCAUCUUGCACAGUUUGCCUGAAUACUAAAGAUGGCCACCAUGCUGCUUGGGCUUAUUUUUUAAGUAGUGUUAAAAAAUAAAGUUAUGAAAUAGCAGUCCGUUACUAAUGGUGUCUACAGAGAUGUAGGUUGGAUAUCUGAAAAGAUAAAUGCUUGGGCUUGCACAUUAAUCAUGGCAUUCUUUGAGUGUUAUUGAAACACACAUUUUAAGAGUUUGUUUUUGAAAUGUUGCCUUAGGAUAUUUAAUUUUUAUACAGAAGUUUGAUACUUUAAUGUUAGACACUAUGUAAACACUUUUUCACCAACCGAACUCUUUUUCCUGUUUCUUUCCACAGAAGCCAAUGGUUAUCGACAACAAGCAGCCAUUCCUUUGGUUUCCGAAACCCACGGUGGUGAGGAUGUGGCUAUUAUGGCCAAAGGUCCCUUUGCACAUCUUUUCCAUGGUUUUCAUGAGCAGAGUUAUAUUGCCCAUGUCAUGGCCUAUGCAGGUUGCUUAGAACCUUACGAAGGCUGCAACACAAAACUGAGGUCGAUGUCAGUGAAAUCGAGUUCUGUCAUCUACUCGCCCUCCUUCCUGCCACUGUUUAUUGUGUGGGGCAUGCUGCUAAUCUGGUGGUAAGAACUGCAUUCCACAAUAUUUGGCAAUUCUCCU
Molecule: messenger RNA, 15014 nt
Organism: Pelobates cultripes (western spadefoot toad)
Lineage: Eukaryota; Metazoa; Chordata; Amphibia; Anura; Pelobatidae
Source: the annotation of a GenBank genome assembly